UACUGGCAGCUUAAUAAAAGCUGGAUGGAAAAUUUUCCUGCUCACAUGUACCUCAGGUCCAAGCCUAGCAGACAGCACUUUCUUCUCUCCCAACCAACACAGACACAAUGAUGAAAUUAAGGACUUUGAUUUUCACGUCUGUUAUGCUCCCGUGGAUCCUGUCCUCUGCAGCAAAGGAUGAAUACAUGGAAGCAAGAAAACCUAAGAAGGAUGAGGUAAUCUUCCCAGACUAUGGCAUCCCUCAAGACUCAGACAGUGACCCAGCAGCAGCCCCAAAAGCUGAAGAAUUGCCGACAUGUCUACUGUGUGUCUGCCUCAGUGGAUCUGUUUACUGUGAGGAGGUGUCCCCUGAAAUGUCAGCUGUCCCAGCACUGCCGAAGGAAACAGCGUAUCUUUAUGCACGUUUCAACAAAAUCACAAAAAUAAGCAACAAUGACUUUGCAGACAUGGUCACAUUAAAAAGAAUUGACCUAACUGGGAAUCUCAUCGGUGUGAUAGAAGAUGGAGCUUUUUCAAGACUUCCCAAUCUGGAGGAGCUCACCCUUGCGGAAAACAGGCUGACGAAGCUUCCCCCACUUCCCACCAAUCUAGUAUCACUCAAUGCCAACUUCAACAAGCUGUCAACCCAGGGCGUAAAGGGGAAUGCUUUUAAAAGAGCUGUCCUGCUGCAGAAACUCACAAGACUGGAGUACCUUUACCUCGGAAACAAUGAUCUGACAGCGGUGCCCCAACUUCCAGAGUCUCUUUGCACUGUGCACCUGCAUAACAACAAGAUCGCAAAAAUAACAGAUGAGACGUUCUGCAAAGGAAACACCAGUUACUACAUCCGAACCAACAUGGAUGAGGUGAGACUGGAUGGGAACCCUGUCAUGCUGUCAAAGUACCCCAACAGCUUCAUCUGUCUGCAGUUUCUCCCUAUCGGAUGGUACAACUGAAACAACCAAAGCAUGCUUCUUUUUUUUGACAAAUGUAAACCUUCAGGGGAAGUUCUGUGUAAACUGAGCGAGUGUAAGAUGCAGAUACAGAUGGUAAAAAAAUCUCAAAAUAUAGUUCAUAAGUUACAUUUUUAUAUACUCAAUAAAUCAGUUGUACAGUUCGAGUCUUUAAACGUUUCAGCAGUGAAUCUCAUACAGCUUAACUGUUUUUUAUAAUCAGAUAAAAUUUACAGCACAGCGAGAUUUAGCCAAGGGAGAAAAAAGAGCUUGUGGUUUUUGUUUCUUAUCGGUGCUAUCUGCCAAGAUUAAAGACAUCUGUGCGGAAUCAUCCAAGAUAUCUUUAAAUACAGAGACACUUUUUUGUCAUUUUUCUGUUUUGUUACAGUUUGGCUCAGAGUUUUUUUUUGUCUAUGUAGGUGCUAAGCAGUGUCUUAGACCCAAAUAAAUAGUGAGAACUUGGUAUGGUUAUUAUGAAGAAAUGACACUGCCAUUUUCAGCCUUGAUCUCACACCAGUGCUAUUAUUACUGCUAAUGUUUAUUAAGCUGAAGACCAUAUUAACAAUAAAACCUGCAUGUUGGAAGUGAUUUCUCCAUCAGACUUUCAUACUUUACUCCUCAAAAAUGUUCAAAAUUGUGACACUGUUGUAACUGAAUAGCACAUUGUUAGGUCCAUUCCAGCUGGAAACUAUCAAGACGGGAAGCGUCCAAGAAUGUGUCCUUAGACGA
Messenger RNA from Scomber scombrus (Atlantic mackerel), 1661 nucleotides. RefSeq names its product osteoglycin, paralog b (gene ognb). Gene Ontology annotation, molecular function: protein binding. NCBI's taxonomy places the organism in Eukaryota, Metazoa, Chordata, Actinopteri, Scombriformes, Scombridae. Bases 108 to 935 code for a protein of 275 amino acids. The transcript has 6 exons. The record is from RefSeq and is a predicted model, not a curated record.